This is a messenger RNA of Bombyx mandarina (wild silkworm), 5446 nucleotides long. It is a transcript of the gene Pez, whose product is annotated as protein tyrosine phosphatase non-receptor pez. The record is from RefSeq and is a predicted model, not a curated record. Gene Ontology annotation, biological process: protein dephosphorylation. Gene Ontology annotation, molecular function: protein tyrosine phosphatase activity. Gene Ontology annotation, cellular component: cytoskeleton. NCBI's taxonomy places the organism in Eukaryota, Metazoa, Arthropoda, Insecta, Lepidoptera, Bombycidae.
UGUUGUGAAUGUGGAUUUUAUUUUCGUUUACGUUUUUAUUUGUUUUCCCGACAAAAAUUAUUGUAAAUACUUUAAACUAACACGUUACCCUCCUUGCAACUCUCUGUAUAAAAUAAAAAUCGUAAAACAUAUACAAAUGUAAUUGGCGAUAUAUUAAAAUAUGUGGCGCGCGUAACGGAUGCAUAUAUACGUUUUCUACAUUCUUUCACCAUAAAUGUAAUCUAACGUUUAUUCCCUAUGUGAUGUUAUUGCAAAUCGGCGCUGGAUAAGCGAGGAAGAUGCCUUUUAAGUUGAAGUUGAAGAAAACUCGGCAAUACAACGUCGCUUCGAAGAGUUUAUUCGUGAUCAGCGUCGAACUUCUAGAUGGAGGUGUGGCGGACUGUACGCUGUCCGUGGACAGCUCUGGACAGGAGUGCUUGGAUAACGUGUGUCAGCGACAGGCGAUAAACCAGCCUGAAUUUUUUGGGCUUCGGUAUGUCAACAGGAAUCAGCAGGCUCGAUGGGUACAGCUAGACAGGCCGCUCAAACGUCAGCUAGAGAAACAUGCGUCCUCCCACCAACUAUACCUACGCGUCAUGUACUAUGUGAUCAAUGGGACCAAUUUAAUCACAGAUGAAGUUACUCGGUACCACUAUUUUUUACAGUUGAAAAAUGAUCUGAUUGAAGGACGUUUGAUCUGCGACUGUCAGCAAGCCGUGAUAUUAGCAUCGUAUAGUAGACAAGCUGAGUAUGGCAAUCAUGAUAGAGAGAGGCAUACAGUGGAGUAUUUAAAGAAUCUGUUAACAUUUCCAAAGCAAAUUGUCGAUGGAGGACAGAUUAUUGACGGCAGCACUCUAGCUGAGACGGGGAGGUUAGAGUGGCUAACAGAAGCUGUAAUUCAACAACAUAUAGCCCUACAUAAUAUGUCCCAAGCUCAAGCCGAAGAGGGGUUCAUCACGACGUGCCAACAGCUACGGGGCUACGGCCAAGAGUUGUACACAGCGAAGGAUCCACUUGGACAGAAGGAGGUCACCGUUGCCAUAUCUUUGACCGGUAUCACUGUGCUGGUCGAUAAUUCUGAUACACCUCAUUUUUACAGGUGGAUGGACAUAACCAACGUGAUCAACCACAAGCGGACGUUCAGCAUCGAGUGCCAGCGGCAGACGGAGAGCGCGACCUUCACCCUCGCCAGCCCCGAGGACGGGAAGUACGUGUGGCGCAUGUGCGUGCUGCAGCACACCUUCUACAUGCAGCACCGCGCCGCGCUCAGCGACCACAAGCCGCCGCGACCCGACCACCGCAUUCAUUUCCAGGAGCACGGUCUGUCAGAGAGCCGCGAGGAGUUGGACGUUCGAGAAGCGGGCAGCGUGUCCCGCCUGGAGCCGCUGACGAACGCACACCGAGCGCACUCCACCUCCUGCCUCGAGCUGGCAGAGAACCAUCCUCAGCCCCACCCCCUGCAGAGGAACAGAGCGCUCUUACCGUCGUACCGGCCGGCUCCAGACUACGAGACGGCCAUUCAACAAAAAUACGCCCAGCAAAGGGCCGAAGCACAGCUCCGAUACCAAAACCACCACGCGCACACGCAGCUAGUCACCGCCACCGCCAAACCGCUCAUAUACGGAUCGCACCCCGACAUACACCGGGUACACUACCCUGACGUCACCAGGCACACCCUCACGCAGGGGGUGGCUGCCACUGACGACUAUGCCUACGGCUUGAAAUUCGUCGGCCCGAACUACCCCUUCGCAGUCAAUCCUAACGUGCAAACGGAUUUAAAUCAAUUACAUUUCGUCAACGUUUACAAACCGCCCCCUCCUUACCCUUCCAACGGCUUGGCUUCCAAUUCCACUCCGGACCUGGCGGCCGCAAGUCAAGCCUUAAAUUACCACCGGGGGUACAUCAACUCCCACGUUUCUGGUUCUAGUCCUGAUCUGGUGUCCACCAGAACGGCGUUAAACAGGCAGUAUUUAGGGUAUCUGAACAACACCCACGUGAACUACGGCAGGGUGCUGCCCGGGGCCCACGGCACUUACAACAACUUGACGUCGGUGCUAGACCCCAAACCCCACAUCAUCAUGGACCCGCACCACAUUUCAGAUAAUAUCCAAAAAGUUUAUGACGAAAGAGGGAACAUCAUGUACUCCAUGCCGAUGCACAGACUGCCCUACCAGAGACAUUUAGUUUUACCUCAGCAGCAAGUCAGCAGCAACGCCCAGGAACCGAUCUACGAAAACGUCCCCCUGCCCUGGCAGAGCGAUGGCCAAGUCGUCCGGGACAGGGCCCAGAGUCUGACCACUACGGACGAGAUAGCGCGUCUUAACGAACGCAACAGCAGACGUCCGACGCUGAACCACGGGAACUUGUCCAAGAACGCCCCCAACGUGCCCAACUACGUACCCGUGAACGUGGACAACCCGGACGGCCACUACGUCAACGCUCAGAUCAUAAGUCGGGUCAAAGAAACGAGCGGCUCUAAAGAAAUCGACACGUUUACAAAAGCCGACGAAUUGGAGAACGUCACAGGGUCGGUGGACCGGCUGUCGCUCCAGCACGACCAGCCCUACGACGAGACGCCCUACCAAAGUCUGUCCACGCACAAGCUGUCCAACAACAACACGAGCAGCAAACCGAACGACAACGUCACCUCGAUAUCCGUGCCCGACGUGCGGCCAGACGACACCGCACUCUCGCACGCCAGUGCUGGCUCCAGUUCCAUCAUGAACUCGACUUACAGCACUGUGGAUACUGAGAAGAACAGCAGCGUCAGCAGCAAGGAGAAGAAGAGGAGGAGAUGGGGAGUGUUCAUGGGCCGGGCGAGCAAGGCCGCGGACGUGAAGAGCGCGACGCUGGGCCGCGACCGCGCCAAGGGGCCGCACCCCGCCAACAAGCACCGCUGGUCCACGGGGCUGCCCAAGUGUCAGCCCUUGCCGCCCAGCAUCACCAAAGAAACUAUGUGCCAAAUCUUAGAACGGAAAAUGUCCGACGAGCAGCUCGCGUUCGCAUACGAACAGAUCCCGAAGGGGCGGGAGGCCGGCGCGGAGUGCGACACGGCCCUCCUGGCGAACAACUACAGUCUCAACUCGCGAGCCGAGACCCUGCCCUACGAGGACAACAGGGUCAAGCUGCAGCCCUCUCCCGGCAACCCGCUGGGCUACGUCAACGCGUCGCACGUGACGAUGACAGUGGGCAGCAGCCAACGUUUCUACGUGGUGGGAGCCCUGAGCCCGGGCUGCGGUCCGGCGCUGUGGGAGGCGGUGUGGCGCGUGGGGGCACGGCUGCUGGUCGUGCUGGACCACCCCGACGCCUGUCUGCCGCCCGAGAACUCCUCCAGGGAGUACGGGAAGCUGGAGGUGUGGUGCGGCCGCUGGUCCCGCACGGCGUGGGGGGGCUCGGCUCGCGUGCGGGUGGGCGCCACGGGCGGGCGGCCCCCCCGGCACCUGUGGCACGUGCACUACCGGGCCUGGACGGCGCAGCACGUGCCCGAGCACCUGCACGACUUCUUAGAUUUCCUGUCAGAGAUCAAAGCCCUCCGUCUGGCGGGGGAGGCGGAGGGCAGUCCGCUGGUGGGCGGCGCCUGCCCCGCGUGGUACUGCUGCGGGGAGGGAGCCGGCCGCAGCGGCACGGCGCUGGCUGCCGACCUGCUCACCGACAUACUGGACCACAACCAGGAGCUGGACAUCCCCCGCACAAUAAGCAUGCUGCACCAGCAGAGAGCGAAUCUCAUACAGAACGUUCAUCAAUACAAGUUCCUCCACCAAGUUCUGCUACAAUAUCUGAAACAUUCUAGACUCAUUUAGAUUUUAGAUGAACGCGACGAACGCUAAAUGGAAGUUCGUUUAUACGCAUGCUCACCGGUGCUCACUUGGGACCUUGUCCGAUUAGUAUGAUAAUGUUUUGUAAAUAUGUGGCCUGAAGUGUGUUCACUAGUACAGUCAAUCUUUCUAAGUCUUUUGGUAUUGUUGAUAGCAUCCGAGUUUAAUGGAAUAUAUUCUUUUCAAACGACAUUAAUGCCACAGUCUGUAUCAACAUAAUGUAAAGAAAAUGGUAACCGUUGAAUGUCAAACUAAAAUGUGUCUGAUGUUUGUUCAAACAACUGCCAUCGUUAAGUGCUCAAUUGAAAAAAUCAUCAUAAUUUUCUUUUGUCAAGAAAUACCACCAUUUGUCUAGUGAUGUAUGUAUAUAGUAGUCGCUAAUAAUUUACAAUAAGUCCCUAACUCAAUUUUUAAUUCUAUUUAAGGCGCAUUUUAUAAUUCAAAUCGUAAAUACAAUAUACUAGUAGUGACGGAUCAGGAAAAUAAGGGAUGCGGAUACUGCAAGAACUUAAAAACCCCUAGGUUAUCUGAUUCAUGAUGAGAUUUCUUUGUUCAAUUAACGUUUGCGUGGCGAACACUUGUGUCACAUCAUAGCGCUAAACAACUCGUGCAAUAAUCAGUGUGAGUUUUUUAACGUUUUCGAUAGCGUUAAAGUUAACUAAUUUGUAUGCAGUUGGAACAGCGCCCCUAGCGGCAAACGUAGGCAAACGCUCCAUACAAAUUUGUGAUAACUUUUACGCUAUCGAGAACGUUAAAUAACUCGCACUAAGCACGGUGAACCAUAGUGAUAGACUGAAGAGACUCGGCGCGCUGUGUAACGAUUCGUAUCUGUAUAAAUGUAGCCUCGUAACAAUUUCUUUUUACUAACUUCAUUGAUAUUCGUCACCUCAAAAUAAAUUAUUUUGUAUUUAUCUCGUUGAAUGAUUAGUAUCCUAGCAGAUGUAAAGGAACAACAUGCGUGAUACCAAUAUAUUAGAUUGUGUUACUAUAUUGUUACAUACAUUCUAUAAAGUAUUGUAAAUCUUUGAAAAUUUUUCUACAUUAAUUUCAACUGUCAACCACAAUAUGCUUAACCCUAAUAAUUAACCGAAGUGAAACUUCUGUGUCGUCGCUGUGGUAUUUCAUAUAUUAAUCAACUUUACUGUUUGGUAUUUUUCGUUAGGCCAUUUUAUUUUUAUUAUAAACAUAUCACACUCUUAGUUCCCUUAGUAGCAAUACGCUUAUAUUAUUUAUAAACAGUGGGCAGUUUCAUGGCCGAAGUUUCACUUCGUUGAGAUAGUAUAUUAUAAUCCACGUGUUUAUUUAUCGUUUUAGUUAUUUUGUUAAAACAUAAGUGAGAUCAUGUGCCUUAUUGAAAUUCGUUCGGGAUCUGAUGAAUCGAGUGCCUUUUAUAAGAUUUUUUAUACGAAAUAUACAAUUUAAGUACACAUUUAUAAUGUUUAGGCUACUACAAUAUUUAUAUGUUAUUUUAAUGAGUUUUGAUGUUUAUAAAUGGUUGAUUGAAUUCAUUGUAUAGGCAUAACAAUUCUUCGUGUACGACAGGCAGGAUCACGAUGGCUCACGGAGCCAAAACCAAGUAAUAGUAAUAAAUAGAUCAUGUUCCAUUACGUAACGACUAGCCACGUGUGACGUCAUGCGUCGUAUUUCUUAUU